Penicillium antarcticum is the source of this 1308-nucleotide messenger RNA. Its product is annotated as NAD(P)/FAD-dependent oxidoreductase. NCBI's taxonomy places the organism in Eukaryota, Fungi, Ascomycota, Eurotiomycetes, Eurotiales, Aspergillaceae. The coding region runs from base 1 to 1308 and encodes 435 amino acids. The record is from RefSeq and is a predicted model, not a curated record. Gene Ontology annotation, molecular function: flavin adenine dinucleotide binding; saccharopine oxidase activity; sarcosine oxidase activity. The transcript is spliced from 7 exons.
AUGGCUUCUUCGCGUGCAAAUACAACGAUUGUUGUCGUCGGAGGAGGCGGCACAAUUGGAUCUUCUACUGCAUUGCAUCUGAUACGCUCUGGCUACACGCCUUCUAACAUUACCGUGCUGGAUGUAUAUCCAAUUCCAUCACCACAAUCGGCAGGACAUGAUCUCAAUAAAAUUAUGGGUAUUCGCUUGCGCAACAAGCCUGAUCUACAGCUUUCGCUAGAGGCUCUUGACCUGUGGACGAAUGAUGUGUUAUUCAAACCGUUCUUUCACAAGGUUGGCAUGAUUGAUUGCUCUUCGUCGAAAGAGGGAAUUGAGAAUCUUCAAAAGAAGCUUCAAUCUCUUAUUGAUGUGGGUCUCGGACUGGAGAAGACCAAUACUUGGUUAAAUGAAGAUGAAAUCUUGAAAAGGGCGCCCUUUUUUACGCCGGAACAAGUCAAGGGAUGGAACGGCUUAUUUUGCAGUGAUGGGGGCUGGCUUGCUGCUGCCAAGGCAAUCAAUGCUAUCGGACAAUUCCUAAAAGAUCAAGGUGUCAAAUUCGGAUUUGGCGGGGCUGGAACCUUUAAGCAGCCUCUGUUCGCAGAUGAAAGGACCUGUAUUGGCGUUGAAACAGUCGAUGGAACGAAAUAUUACGCCGAUAAGGUAGUUCUGGCGGCCGGUGCAUGGAGCUCGACAUUAGUUGAUCUAGAGGAUCAGUGUGUCUCCAAAGCCUGGGUAUACGCUCACAUCCAACUCACGCCUCAAGAAGCUGUCGAGUACAAGAAUGCACCCGUCGUAUAUGACGGUGAAUAUGGUUUCUUCUUCGAGCCUAACGAAUUUGGAGUAAUUAAAGUUUGUGAUGAGUUCCCUGGCUUCUCUCGCUUCAAACAACACCAACCCUACGGCGCCACUUCUCCCAAGAAGAUCUCAGUUCCUCGAUCACACGCCAAACAUCCUACAGAUACAUAUCCCGACGCAUCUGAAGUAACCAUUCGAAAAGCUAUUGCAAGAUUCUUGCCCCAGUUCAAGGAUAAAGAACUGUUCAAUCGGGCUAUGUGUUGGUGUACGGAUACCGCCGAUGCUAAUCUUCUGAUUUGUCAACAUCCCAAGUGGAAGAACUUUAUCCUGGCUACGGGUGACAGUGGUCAUUCCUUCAAGGUGUUGCCAAAUAUUGGAAAGCAUGUCGUCGAGCUGAUUGAAGGAUCGCUAUCUGAGGAAAUGGCCCAUGCGUGGAGAUGGAGACCUGGUGGUGAUGCCCUCAAGUCUAGACGCGAUGCCCCUGCGAAAGAUCUGGCUGAUAUGCCGGGGUGGAAACAUGAUUCUAGGCUAUGA